Gloeophyllum trabeum ATCC 11539 is the source of this 1173-nucleotide messenger RNA. RefSeq lists its product as uncharacterized. The record is from RefSeq and is a predicted model, not a curated record. Gene Ontology annotation, biological process: protein phosphorylation. Lineage: Eukaryota; Fungi; Basidiomycota; Agaricomycetes; Gloeophyllales; Gloeophyllaceae. The annotation marks the transcript as partial. The transcript has 4 exons. Gene Ontology annotation, molecular function: protein kinase activity.
CAGCUCAUGUCUCGCGUGGCAGUGAGGUUCGCCUGUCAGCAACGGACCCAUAUGUUCUCCAUGAUUAUUCUUGGGGGAUACGCUCGAAUUAUACGAUGGGACCGCGCGGGCGCUGUAUUCACCGAAAGGAUCGACUACGUUGCGUGUCCCGAGAAACUCGCGAUGUUUCUUUGGCACUUCGCUCACCUGGACCGCCGGCAGCAAGGUUACGACGACACUGCGGAGCUGAUUGAGGAGGACUCGCGUCUGCACAACAUGAUGAUGAAGAAAAUUGCAGACGGGAGCAAGAUGAGUGCAAAAGACAAAGACCUCCCGGAAGCCUACGUACUGGACUAUUUCAAGGACUCAUCUUCGGGGGCCGCUUUGGGCCCGACAAAACCCCGUUACUUCCUCGUCGGCAGACCUCAUUUCACUGCGCCUGGGAUGACGGGCCGCGCCACACGCGGCUACGUCGCGCUGGACGAAGAGAACAAUGAGCUCGUAUACCUUAAAGACUGCUGGCGUGUGGACCUCCCGGACAUGACGAGAGAAGGCGAUGUCAUACAACUUAUGAACAACGAAGGGGUGCAAUGUGUUCCGACGUUGGUGUAUCACGGGGACAUAGAGGGGCAACGUACAUCGACCCAAGAGCACUGGUCUGGGGACACGGGCAAACCGAGCUCAUUCAGGCCCCAUCAACAUUACCGACUAGUGGUGCAGGAGGUUGGCUGUCCUCUCUCAGACUUCAAGCACUCUGAGGAAUUGGUUAAAGUUAUUACAGAGUGUAUAGCAGGACAUGCCGACGCCUUUGUAAAGGCGAAAAUCCUUCAUAGAGACAUCAGCGCUGGAAACAUCCUAAUCCUCCGAAAGAUGGUGGACAAAAAGGGCCAGACAUCUGUUGUGACACGAGGUCUCCUGAAUGAUUGGGAUUUGUCCAUAAGCGUGGCCGACAAUAAUGACGGACUGAGGCAGCCUAGUCGUACGGGCACCUGGCAAUUCAUGUCAGCGUUCCUCCUGCAGAAACCUUGGAAGUCACACGAGCUCCAGGAUGACCUCGAAUCCUUCAUGCAUGUCCUUAUCUACGAGGCCAUACGCUAUCUCCCUCAUAAUUGCACGGACGUUGGGGUAUUCGUCAAAAAUUUCUUCGACAUCGCGAGCAAAUCCGGAAACGUCAUCACUGGCGGGAUCUGGAAG